Messenger RNA from Prosopis cineraria, 4143 nucleotides. Its product is annotated as disease resistance protein RUN1-like. The record is from RefSeq and is a predicted model, not a curated record. Lineage: Eukaryota; Viridiplantae; Streptophyta; Magnoliopsida; Fabales; Fabaceae. The transcript is spliced from 5 exons. Bases 3156 to 3710 code for a protein of 184 amino acids. Gene Ontology annotation, biological process: signal transduction.
CGUAUGCUGACUUACCGGAGCGCUCUCUUAAGGAGCGCUUGGUAAGUUACUUUACAGGAGCACUCUUUAAAUGAGCGCUCCCGUAUAUUAUAUUUAAUUUUUUUAAAAUCAAAUUUUUUUAAAUUUCUCCUUUUACAUAUCUUUAAUAAUGGCCAAUCAUAAUAUAAAAAACUAAUUUAAAAAUAAUAUCAACAUAAAAAUUUAUAUAUAAGAAAAGAAUUUGAAACUGAUACAAUAAUUUCAAUUUUCUAACUAACCUAGUUUAAUUUCUAACAAGCCUAACAAAUGAAACUAUUGUUACUUUUUUAACAUUGAAAUCUAACUUCCUAUCACAAGUAGCCAAUAAUAUAUUCUGACCAUUCUUCAACUAAAUCUUCUAUUUGCUCCAUAGUAAAAUGCGAAUAUCUUGCUCCAGCAAAAUACUACACAAGAUAUGAAAGCAAUAUAUAAGUAAUUAACAUUAUAUUAACUUAAUUUCAAAACUUUUGACUUACAUUUUCAGGAAUGAUCAACUCUUGUUGUGUGAUUACUUCUCUCAUAAACUUCAUAACAUAGUAUCCACACUCCCAACCUUGUAAUUGUGUAGGUACCUAUAAAACAAUAAAAGAUGUUAUUAUCAAAAUAUGGUAGAAAUAAAUUCUAACUUAAUUUAUAAUACUUCAGUGAUGAAGUUAUAUAAAUGAUACAAGUAUUUGUUGUCAAAAAUCUGGCAGAGUCUCCCCUAUAACUUGGAAGUUUCAGAAUUUUCCAAAAAUUCUACAUCAAUCCAAAACAACAUAUUCAGAAUAAAAAACAUAAAAUAUCAAUCAAACAAUCAUUUAGAUAUGUACCAACUUUUUUUAUUAAGAAAAUAAUACAAACCUUUAUUCUUUUCCAUGAAUAAAACUCAACAGGAUCAGGUCUUUCGGUGUUUGGAGGGAGACCUUCACCUCCUCGAUAACGUGCUACAGCCCUAUUAUAUAAUGAUUAAGCAUACCAAGUAAAAAAUUAAUUGUUAUAAUAAACAUAUAUAAAGAAUAUAGAACUAAAAACUUACUGAUUAAAUAAUAUUUUCAUAGAUUUGUAGUUCUUAAAGUCACUAUCUCUUAAUGAAUCAAGAUAAUAAAUCACAGGGACGAAUGGAUUGAUACAUCCAUUUCUUUUGUACCGUGAUGCAUCACAUUUUGGACACUUAUCUAAGGUUGAAUACUCUUUCUGAAAGAGGACACAAUCAUUUGGAUAUGCAUGUAUCUUCUCAUAGCUCAUCCCAAUAGAACAGAGCACUUUUUUCGCUUCGUAAGUAUUAGGUGGAAGCUCGUUGUACUCAAGUAACAUUUCAUAUAAGAGUUCAAGCAAAUCCGUGAAACUCUUAUCGCUCCAUCCAUUCGCUGCUUUUAGGUUGUAUAGUUUCAAAAUAACUGAUAGUUUUGUGAAUUUUUUACAACCGGGGUAUAAUGGUUUAUCAGCAUCACUCUUUAAUCUCUCAAACAUCUCAGGACAGUCCCUAAGAUCCUCUUCAAUCACAUCAAUCAUUUCAUCAAGACGAUCAACAUCAUAUAUCCCACUAUCACGAUCAAAUGUUGAGUAGCUCGCACUAUCCCUCCAAUCACUUGCAUUAUUCCUUGUCUCCCCAUGCAUGGUCCAACAAGUAUAAGUUGGAUCAAUCCCAUUACAUAUUAAAUGAUCUUUCAAUUCUAUUGGCUUUACUCUUUUUCUAUAGCAACAUUUCAAAUAAGGACAUAUGACUCCACGGGGGUCUUGAUCACGACAAAAUGCAAAUUCAAUGAAUUCAUCCACACCAUCCCAAUAUUCUCUAGAUAGUCGAUUAGCCGACAUCCACUUACGAUCCAUAUCACUAAUAUGAUUACCAAAAUUUAAUAAAUAAAAGACUUAGAUUUCUAUAAAAAAAAUUCAACAGCAACUUCCUUAAAAAAACCACCUCCCAAAUGAUCAAACAAUCAAAUUCCACAACACAAUACAUUUAAACUAAAAAAAUCAAUUCAUCCAAAUAAAAAUUUAGCAGCACAAUGCAUCUAAAUUCUGUCAAUCAAUUGUAAUUUAAUUAAUAACAAUAAUCUCUCUUAAAAGUAUAUUUCAUAAAUAAAAUAAAAAUGUUCAAGUAGAUUCCUCAACUUUAAUCUAAAUUAUCAACUACAAUAUAAAUUAUCAACUACUCCAUAAUUUUAAUAUAAAUAACUUCAAUUCAUAUAUUAUCUAUAAUAUUGAUUAUUAAAAAAAUAUUUGAAAUCUAUUCUCAAAUAUAUAUAAAUUAAUUAUUAAAAAAAUACCUUCAAAGGUCUUCACGGCAGAAAAUGGCGGUAUUCACGGCAGCAGCGACACAGAUCUGCAACAGCAAUGCAGAUCUGGAACAGAGAUACAGAUCUAGAACAGUGAUUCAGAUCUGGAACAGCAGACAGCAAACAGCAGAGCUAGAAGGACGGCAGUGGCAGCAGAUCGGUGAAAACGACGACGCAGCGUAGCGCAGGAACGGCGACGGACGGUGACGCAGCGCUGGAGACGGCGAUGCAGCUAGGGAGACGGCGACACGACAGCGACGUAAUGCGGAACAGCGACGCAGUGCGGAACGCGGAACGGCGACAGAACGCGGAACGGCAACGCAGUGCGGAACACGAAACGGUGACAGAACGCGGAACGGCGAUGCAGUGCAGAACGGCGACGCAGCGCGGGAUCUACGACGGACAGUGACAGACGGCGAGCAGCGCAGGAGAUGCGACGGAGAAAAGAAUGGUUUGAAAGAAAGAGAGAGAGGUUUGAAAGAAACUGAAUAGAGAAAAGAAACAGAUGGGAAAAUAUAAGAGGCUAGAAGACUCUUCCGGAGUGCUCAUUGUGGAGCGCUCCGGAAGAUCGCUCUUCCGGAGCGCUCCAGAAGAGAGUCUUCCGGAGCGCUCUUAGAUGAGCGCUCCGGAAGAGCCGAGCUCUCUUCCGGAGCGCUCUUUAAUGAGCGCUCCGGAAGAGCUCAUCUUCGGGAGCGCUCAUCAAAGAGCGCUCCGAAACAGCACUCUGCCAAGGUCCAUAAGCAAUCGUCCGGAGUGCUUAAGUACGAGCGCUCCCGAAGGUACAAGGAAGAAAAUGUUAUCCUACGCAUCGUCAAAGUUGUUUCUCAUCGCCUUCAUUUAGAACAAUUAACAAAAUCCGUAGAGUCAAUUGGGAACACUAUGGAACAUGGAGGACCAGGACAUGAUGUAUCGAUCCUGAGUUUUGAAGAAGCCUACAGCGAUUCCAACAUUUUUGUGGGUGAUCUAUAUGAAGCUUUAUAUGAGAGCAAUAUUAAUGCUUUCAAAGAUGUUGGGAGCUCUGAAUGGAGUGAAGAUUCGGGCCCAAUUGCUCUUAGAGCAAUUAAAGAGUCUAGGAUUUCAGUUAUUGUAUUUUCUGAAUCCGAUGCAUAUUCUGAAUGGUGUCUUGAUGCAGUUGUUAUGAUCCUUGAUUGUGUGCAAACAAAAGGCAAACUGGUUUUGCCCGUUUUCUACAAUGUAGACCCUUCAGAAGUAAGCCAUCAAACCGGAAUUUUUGGAUUAGCAAUGGCCGAGCUUGAAGACAAGUUACAGGAUAACAUGGAAAAGGUGGAGAAGUGGAGGUUGGCUUUGUCUGAAGCAGCUCACAGGCUUGGUUGGAGCUUAGAAAAAGGGGAAGAAAUUGAUGUUAUCCCAAACAUUGUUGAAGAAGUUUCUAAUCACCUUCGCUUUGAACAUUUAACAAGAUCGGAAGAGUAGUCAACUGAAAUCAUUGUGUCAUCGAGAGUGGAGCAAGCACAUCAUGGAAAGGGACAGUGUGCGUCUUCCUAAUGAUGGUCAAUCGCAAGGCAAGAACAAAGGCAAGUUUCGUGAGAACGGUUUGGAUAAGACCAACAAAAGGAAAGAUGGUCAGUCUUCGAUGGUCCUAAACCGCAUAUCAGGAAAGGUAUAACCUGUUGGGUUUGUAAUGCCGAUUGUCACCGAAACUGUCAUGAUGUAUGAUGAGGAGAUGGCCAUAUGUGUAACAGAUCGAACAGCGGAAGCAAGAAACCGAGAGAAAAGUAUUUGAGAGAUAAAACUGAACUGCUUUAUUACUUCGAAGAAGUAACGACAUGCACAGAGGCUGUAUGACAAAUAAAUAACUAAUUACAAAUUAUAAUUCAUAGUUAUCAAAGUCUUGAGUUAACUCUAC